UCUCCGCUCUUGCUGCACAGGCCAGUGGCGCAUGCGCACUGAGUCUCCUUGGUUGUGUCCUGCCUGCUCGGUGACAGCGCUAAAAUAAACUAGCUGUCAAUCCUCUCAGCAGCAUCACGCUAACAUCACUGCAGACCCCGCAGACGCUGCUUCGCAUCGCAUCAUGGCUGUCCCCCCCUCAUACGCAGACCUAGGCAAAGCUGCCAAGGACAUUUUCAGCAAAGGCUACGGCUUUGGACUGGUGAAGCUGGACCUGAAGACCAAAUCACAGAGUGGAGUGGAGUUCAACACGUCAGGCUCGAGCAACACGGACACAGGCAAGGCGUCGGGCAGCCUGGAGACUAAAUACAAGAUGAAGGAGUUGGGUUUGAGCGUCAACCAGAAAUGGAACACGGACAACACGCUGGCUACCGAAGUCACGCUGGAGGACCAGCUGACUCAAGGACUGAAGGUGGCCUUGGACACAUCCUUUGUUCCGAACACGGGCAAGAAGAGCGGCAAGCUGAAGACGGGCUACAAGCGCGACUACGUCAACCUGGGCUGCGACGUGGACUUCGAGGGCCCCAUCAUCCACGCCGCCGCUGUGCUGGGCUACGAAGGCUGGCUGGCGGGAUACCAGAUGGCGUUUGACACUGCCAAGUCCAAACUGGCCCAGAACAACUUUGCGCUGGGGUACAAGGCAGGGGACUUCCAGCUGCACACCAAUGUCAACGACGGCACCGAGUUCGGCGGCUCCAUCUACCAGAAGGUGAACAAUCAGCUGGAGACGGCCGUCACUCUGGCGUGGACGGCUGGCAGCAACAACACUCGCUUCGGCAUCGCCGCAAAGUACAAAGUGGACUCGGAGACGUCUCUGUCUGCCAAAGUCAACAACGCCAGUCUGAUCGGCGUGGGCUACACUCAGAGCCUCCGACCAGGCGUCAAGGUUACGCUGUCGGCGCUGAUCGACGGCAAGAACUUCAACGCCGGCGGUCACAAAGUGGGGAUGGGCUUUGAGCUGGAGGCGUGAAGACGAGAAGAAGAAGACACAAACCACCACCAUCAUCACCAUCAUCAUGUAGCUCCUCCCCCACCUCACGCGAGCACGUUGACGGCGACAUUCUAGCGUGUUCUGAACACUCCGAGCUGUGUGUGUGUUUUUAAGUUUCAAUGUUGAGGGUUGCCGUGACGACCAAAGGUAGGACAUUCAAAAGAUGAGCGCGUCGUGUCGCCGGGGUGGAAUCUUCCAGUUCGACUCUUUGCUUUUCUACACGAUUCUUUUCAUCCGAAACAUCUCCUGGUUGUCCUCCUUACAGCUCUCCUCUUUUUGUGUCCAUCACUGCACUCCUUUCUUUCUCAUGUAGACUCAUCACCUCAUUUUACAUUGUCAACUAGGAACAUUCGAAGAUUAAAUAUUUAAAUUAAAGCCGAAAAA
Messenger RNA from Doryrhamphus excisus (bluestripe pipefish), 1414 nucleotides. Its product is annotated as non-selective voltage-gated ion channel VDAC2. Gene Ontology annotation, biological process: monoatomic anion transmembrane transport. The record is from RefSeq and is a predicted model, not a curated record. NCBI's taxonomy places the organism in Eukaryota, Metazoa, Chordata, Actinopteri, Syngnathiformes, Syngnathidae. Gene Ontology annotation, molecular function: voltage-gated monoatomic anion channel activity. Gene Ontology annotation, cellular component: mitochondrial outer membrane.